UCUCGCCCGCCGGAGGCGGAGGCGGGAGCGGGAGCGGGGACGGUGGCAACGGGGUCGGCGGGGGCGGGGGCGGCGCCGCGGGGGAGGGGUGGGGGUUUGGGCGCAAGCACAGCACCGCGGUGCGGCACAACGCCUUUCGGCGGCUGCUCGAGAAGCACAUCUUCUGCGGCAUGGCGGGCGCAGUGGACCGCGCACGCGUCGAGGCGUCCGACGUCGUGGAGGACCUCUUCAACGCGGGCGUCCGGUUCGCCCACUUGUCGCGCGACAACGAGCGGCGGACGAAGGCGUUCGGGCACGAGCUCGGCCUCGAGACGGACUGGAACUCGUGCAUCGACCUCAACGAGCAGUCGGCGGCCUUUUCGACGCAGUCGUCGCCCAUGCUCGGCGGCGGCGGGGUCACCAAGCUGCCGCGAGGCAUCGGCGCGGUGCGGCCGCACUUGCGCGACGUCGACAACGUGCCGCUGCUCGUCUCGAUGUUUUGCAACUGCCAGCCCCGCACGGUGCGCGAGAUGAUCCAAAUCUACCAGGAGAACUGCGAGCUCGUCUGCGUCGUCGGCUCGUGCGGCGCGCCGCUCUCCGCCUCCUCCGAGCUCGGCGCGGCGGAGAUGCUCGACUCCGCCUGCUGCGUUGCGGUGCUGCCCGACGGGCAUGACCUCGAGCAGCUGACCGAGUGGCUGCUGCAGGGCCGCUCCUUCCUCUCGAACACGCGGCAGGCGGUCUUCUUCGGCGGCUUCGCCUCCAUCGUGCUCGAGCUCCUGCUGAUCGUCGCCGAUUGGACGCGCUUGCCGCCGCCGCAGACGCCGUUCCAGCUGCUGUGGGUGCUGCUGGUCCUGGUGCCGCUCCUCGCCUUCCCGCUUGUGCUCGGCCCGGUCGACCCGCGCAACAAGAAGGAGAUGGUGUCGAAGAACGAGGACCACCUCGCAAACGCGCCCUCCGCCGCCCUCUACCUCGUCCUCCGCGCGCUGCCCGGCGCCGCCGGCCUCUGCCUCCUCUUCGCCGACCAGUCUGCGGUGCCGGUCGCUGAGGCGGCGAGGCUACCGGGCAGCUUGGUCGAGCGGGCGGGGGCGGAGCCGCGCGAGGCGCUCGCCCUUGCGCACGCGCAGCUGCUCACGCAGUGGUGGGCCACGCUGCUGCUCGCGGCGCACUCGGCCUCCUUCGCCCACCGCACGCUCAACGACUCGCAGUACUCGCCCUUUGCCAACCGGCUGUGGGUGCGCGCGGCGGCGCUCGCCUUUGGGCUCGAGAGCGUCGCCGUCUUUGUGCAGCUCGGCCCGGCGCGCAUCCCGGCAAUCCUCGGCCAGAUCCCGUGGUAUGGGCACUUGGUGGGGGUGGGGAUGAUGCUGCUCGCAGGCAUCGUAGACUGGAUCGUCAAGCGGCACGAUCGGCGCGCCUUCGAGAGGACCAACAAGGGCAUGUACCUCGAGUUCACCACCAAGCUCGGCAUGCACUCGCCCAUCGAGCCGGGCCACCUGGCGCCCACCUCCUACCUGGACGAGUGA
This is a messenger RNA of Emiliania huxleyi CCMP1516, 1499 nucleotides long. RefSeq lists its product as hypothetical. The record is from RefSeq and is a predicted model, not a curated record. The coding region runs from base 171 to 1499 and encodes 442 amino acids. The transcript has 4 exons. Lineage: Eukaryota; Haptophyta; Isochrysidales; Noelaerhabdaceae.